AUGCCGCCUGCUACCGCGGGCUACGCGCCCGACCUAGAGAAGUACCUUAAAUCCUUGAAAGGGCAGCCAUUGGAGGCCGCAGUCGAGAACCUCAUUUCCCUGCUCAAGAGAAGACAGAUCCGUGGAUCUGAGCCCUGUGCCGUGGCUACUGCCCAUAUUUUUUUACAAGUCGUUGCUCGAUCCAGAUGGCAAGACGUCGACGGCCUCAUUGAUAAUGUCACGCGCAUUGGUCGACGCCUAGUCGAGGCACAACCCAAAGAGCUAGUCAUUGGCAAUAUUGUGCGACGGAUUCUCGCUCUCAUCCGUGACGAGGCUGCAGAAGAUCGGAAUGAACCCUCCAGCGAGACCCAGAGCGAGGCUCCCAUGACUCCCCAGGGCGAGCAUCCUACAGCCCCCCCCCUUGUCCAGUCUCCUCCGUCGACAUAUGCAAAACAGGACUCGGCUGGGGAGGUAGUCUCCAACACAGCCGUGGCCCCAACGAGACCCGGGCCGGUACCGUCAUAUAGCUCAGUCAAUGUCCCGAAAUCUCUCUUCCAUCUGCUUUCCGCUUCCCCCCCUUCCAAUAUCGAUGGCUUCAGUUCGCCGCACCGACAUUCUGGCACUUCGACGCCUACACGUGUUGCGCACCAGACCAGCAGCCAGGUCCAUGCCCUGCGUUCCGAAGUCAUUGACGGAAUCGAGGAGAUCAAGGACGAAAUUAGUCAGGUGGAUGACCAGAUCGCUGCCCUUGCCGAGGUUCAGAUUCGCCCAGGGGACCACAUCUUGGUUCACCAGCCUUCUCCCACAGUCGAGCGCUUCGUCCUUCGAGCAGCCGCGAAGAGAAAAUUUACAGUUCUGAUCGUGACGGAGCCUCUACGAAAGCAAACUGAGCAAGUACAACACGCUGCCUUCCGCAAGAAGCUGUCGACCGCCGGCAUCACCGUCAUCAACGUCAUGAACUCUGGUUUAAUGGCCUACAUGUCAAGAGUAAACAAAGUGGUUCUCGGCGCGAGGACCAUUGUCGCCAACGGAGGUGCAGUCACAGACGCCGGUGCUGCAGCCAUCGCCAGGGCCGCCCGCGAACAAGGCAAUGCCGUUGUCGUGUUGGCUGGUGUGUACAAGCUGAGCCCAGUGAAUCCAUUCGACGAAGACGCUCUUAUUGAGUGGGGAGACUCCUCGAGCUUUGUUAGUUUUGCCGACGGAAGCAUGGUCAACAAUGUGGCAAUCCGAAGCCCCGUAACUGAACUGGUACCGGCCGAGUUUAUAGACACAUAUAUUACCAACUUGUAA
Messenger RNA from Metarhizium acridum CQMa 102, 1269 nucleotides. RefSeq names its product GCD complex subunit gcd7. Lineage: Eukaryota; Fungi; Ascomycota; Sordariomycetes; Hypocreales; Clavicipitaceae. Gene Ontology annotation, cellular component: eukaryotic translation initiation factor 2B complex. Gene Ontology annotation, biological process: translational initiation. Gene Ontology annotation, molecular function: guanyl-nucleotide exchange factor activity; translation initiation factor activity. The record is from RefSeq and is a predicted model, not a curated record.